This is a messenger RNA of Apis dorsata (giant honeybee), 1886 nucleotides long. RefSeq names its product cell division control protein 6 homolog (gene Cdc6). The transcript has 4 exons. Lineage: Eukaryota; Metazoa; Arthropoda; Insecta; Hymenoptera; Apidae. Gene Ontology annotation, molecular function: DNA replication origin binding; ATP hydrolysis activity; ATP binding. Gene Ontology annotation, biological process: DNA replication initiation; mitotic DNA replication checkpoint signaling; cell division. Gene Ontology annotation, cellular component: nucleus. The coding region runs from base 101 to 1744 and encodes 547 amino acids. The record is from RefSeq and is a predicted model, not a curated record.
UGUUAAAUGUUAAAUAUUUUAUAUUAAACGAAAGUGUUAGUUUUACAGAAAAAAAAAUUGUGUGAAAAUUUUAUUGUGUCAGAAAUUUAAAUAACUAAAAAUGACAAGUAUACAAACAACAAUUUCAUUUAAUGUACGAAAGAAAUGUUCGUUUUAUGGAAAUAAACAUACUGUAAUGAAAGAAGAUUUUACUAAUGCAACCAUUAGAGAUUCUUCUUAUAAAUAUACACCAACUGUGAGAAAAGUUAUUACUUUAAGUAGUAGUGAAUCAGAGUCAGAUUUAGAUUCAGAUAUAGAAAAUGUAAUAAAGAAUAAUAUAAAUGUCCAUGAUAAUACAAUUAGUAUACAAACUCCUCAAUGUAUAAAAAAAUCCGAAUCUGAUGAAGGUAAUGGUUCUACUCCUCCAAAACAAAGAAGAGUGGAUAAAUCAUUUUCAUUAACAUCUCCAUCUACACCUUCUACUCUUUUUGAUAAAUUAAAUUUAUCUUCUUCUAAUAAGGAGGAAAAAUUAUGUCCUAAAAGAUUAUUUGGAUCAGAAAUAUAUCGUAAAGCUCGUAAAGCUUUACAUAGUUCAGUACCUCAAAGUUUGCCUGGCAGAGAAAAUGAAUUACAAAAGUUAGAAGAAUUUAUAGAAAAACAUUUGAAAAAUGAAACAUCAGGUUCUUUGUAUGUAUCAGGACCACCUGGUACUGGAAAAACAGCAUGUCUUUCAAAGCUCAUAUCAAAAGUUGAAUUCAAAUCAAAAUUUAAUAUAGUUUAUAUUAAUUGUACAACUAUGAAAUCUGCUGCUACAAUUUAUAUAAAAAUUAGUCAAGAAUUAGGUUUAUCUAUAUCAAAAUCUGGAAGAAACAGUAAAGCAGUUAUUGAAAAAUAUUUAAUUUCAAAUCAUAAAAUGUUGCUACUAAUUUUAGAUGAAAUAGAUCAAUUGGAAAGUAAAAAACAAUCUGUUUUAUAUUCUAUUUUUGAAUGGCCAUCAAUAAAUAAUUCAAAAUUAAUUUUAAUUGGUAUUGCCAAUGCUUUAGACUUAACAGAUAGAAUAUUACCUAGAUUACAAACAAGAUGUGAAUUAAAGCCAACAUUGAUUCAUUUUUCACCAUAUACAAAACAAGAAAUAUAUAAUAUAAUAUGUGAAAGAUUAAAUGAAGCAAAAGCAUCUGAUUUAUUCACUAAAACUGCAAUACAUAUGUUAUCUGGGAAAGUUGCUGCUGUUUCUGGUGAUAUUAGAAGAGCAUUAGAUAUCAGUAGAAGAGUAAUAGAACUUACUGAAUCUCAUAAAUUAGCACAAAUUUUACAACCAUAUAAUGAGAUAAAUAUGACUAAAAAGCAACAGACUACAAUAGAUCAACCAGUAGAUUUAAAAGAUGUUAUCACAGUCUUAAAUGGUGUUUAUGGUGGAUCUCAAAAUAUUGAAAAAGAAGAAAGUACAUUUCCUUUACAACAAAAAUUAUUAUUAUGUUCCCUCUUGCUUAUUUUAAAUAAAGGGCGAAAUAAAGACAUAACAGUGGGAAGAUUGCAUGAAGUAUACAAAAAAGUAUGUAAGAAACGGAAUAUUCACGCUGUUGAUGCAUCUGAAUUUUAUAAUUUAUGUUCAUUGAUAGAAACCAGAGGUAUCUUAAAAUUAAUAAAAAAAAAAGAAUCUCGUUUGGCAAAAAUAAAUUUGGAGUGGGAUCAAGAAGAAUUAGAUGCAACAUUACAAGAUAAAAAUAUGAUGGCAGAAAUCAUUAAUGAUAUUACUUGUUUAUAGAUAUUAUUUAAACAAUUAGGUGUCUUUUUAUAUUUUUUAUAAAUCUUAAAAAAGUAUAUUGCAUUUACUUAACAAGUAGUGAAUAUUUCAAAAUAGAUUGUCAAGAUUGUAGCAUGUAAUUUUAUAUUAUAUUUUUAUAUUA